AUGACCCCAAAGGACUUUAGUGCCAUCACGGGUUUACCCGUAUGUGGGAAGUCUUUAAAGUAUGACAAGGAGGCUCAUGCCAAAAUUGAGGAGUUGGUGAGGCUCUUUGGGACCCCCAUUCGAAGCAUCCUCAAUGCCAAAAUGAAAUACAGGGACAUUGUUAAUAAGUACAAGAGGUGGAAGCCCCAAACCCCUGAACAAGAAGAGCAGUUAACGAGUGUCUUCAUUCUUGCAGUGCUUGGCAACAGUUUGUGCAAUGAUAAGAGUGAUUCUGUGUACUUAUAUUACAUGCCAAGCCUUGCUAAAGUUGAAGAAAUAAAAGACUAUAAUUGGGGCGGGGUUGGGUUGGCAUGCUUGUAA
Prunus armeniaca (apricot) is the source of this 360-nucleotide messenger RNA. The record is from the annotation of a GenBank genome assembly. Lineage: Eukaryota; Viridiplantae; Streptophyta; Magnoliopsida; Rosales; Rosaceae.